Molecule: messenger RNA, 6796 nt
Organism: Phyllopteryx taeniolatus (common seadragon)
Lineage: Eukaryota; Metazoa; Chordata; Actinopteri; Syngnathiformes; Syngnathidae
Gene: znf106a
Product: zinc finger protein 106a
Exons: 21
Coding region: 136-4806 (1556 amino acids)
Cellular component (GO): cytosol; membrane
Molecular function (GO): SH3 domain binding; RNA binding
Source: RefSeq, a predicted model, not a curated record
CUUUCCGACUGUACUGUGAUGUACUUGAACGUAGUUCAAUCCGUUGCCGUGCAUUACCCUGGAGGAUGUGGUUAACUGCGGUCGCGACGUAGGACAAAAUGUGGAACCCCGGACAUUCGCGGAAGUUCUAAAGUUAUGGGCAAAUUUGCUGCAGUCAAGAUGGCAAGAGAGAGGAAGUGCAUCCUCUGCGAGACGGUCCACGCCUCCAAGCAGGAGAUGAACGAGCAUAUGAGAAGCAUGCUGCAUCAUCGCGAGCUGGAGAAACUCAAAGGGCGGGACUGUGGCCAUGAGUGCCGGGUGUGCAGGGUCUCGCUGGUGAGCCUGACCGACUACGCCGGCCACAUCUCCAGCCCUGGGCACAAGCAAAACGUGGAGAAGGAGAAGAAGAUGCCUGCCGGCGUUGACCGCGACGAGGACUACUUUGACCAGGCACUGGUGGAGCUCGUUCACAAGAGGAAAGAGCAGAUGCGCAAAGAAAAGGAGGCGGCUGCUGCUGCUAAGCAGGCCCAAGAGGCAGAGGAAGCAAAGAAAAGAGCGAUCCAGCAGAGAAUAAAGGAAGCCAAGGAACGCUACCAGCUGGACAGGGGUGGGCAGUCUUUGCCGUAUGGCUUCGCUUGGAACCCUCAGCAUUACUCUUGGAGGAAUAUACAGCAGCAAGGCUUCCGAGCAACUUCGCCCCCCUCGAACGGCAACAAGAACUACAUGCAAGGAAAGAGCGCCACCUGGCACGCUCAGGCUCCCCCCAACUUCCAGAGGUGGGUGUCGGGCGACUUGCAAGGCGGUCGCUGCCACUCGCAGGACGGUGCUCUAGGCUCCCACGGGGGUUCGUUUUGCACCCCCGGUCGACUGCCCUGGCUCAGUAACCAAGGCAGCAGCUAUGGUGUCUACGGCAGGAAUAACAUUUCCCAGAGCCCACCGAAUAACAGACCGGUGAGCUACAACGGGACCUCUCAAAUGUACCCGCCGCCACCGCAGUUUGUUGCCAGUCCCGUGAACAACCUUCAAAAGAGGGUUGAUGAGAGCGCAGGACCCCAGAACGAGGCAAUGCCAACAGCCAAUCGGGAGCCCGACGGCAAAGAGAGCUUUGGUAGCAACCCAAAGCUGGACAAGACCUGCCGCUGGUCUCCUUAUCCUGUCAGCAAGACAGUGGACUCGCUACCCAGUAAGGAUGCCGUGUCGAACCUGGCAGAACACCACCCAAAAGAGCCCAAAGGCCAGGAAAAAGCAGCAGAAGCAUUUAUCUCCACUGGGAAGGAAGUAAAGGAGAAAAGUAAAUGGAGCAACAACGGUCCUUCCAACAGUCACGCUGAAGUGCCUCCAAAGCCCCAAAGAAUCAGGACCCCUUCUAGUGGACCCCUGCCAUCACGACAAGCACCUAAGCUUCCAGAAACCUCCAGGAAGUCGUUGGCCCGGUCCGAAAGGAGGAGCUCUUUGGACAGCUCCCGGCUAGCAAUGCCUAGACACACCGAGAAGGAGCCGCCCAAGGGUCCGAUUAUGGACAACAAGGAAAACAGCUGCCAGCAGAACGCAGCUAAACCGAAACCAAGCAACCCAGCACGGAGUUCUUCGUCGUGUGCGGCCAAAGAAAAGCUCGCCGCGUCCUCUUCUGAGAGCAUCCACUUCCUCCAGUCUCUUCAGGUCAGCACCUCCACCUCCGCCGCAAAGAAGACGUGGCCCGCAGCCUCAAAACAUGAUGACCCGGUGAAUGCGAAGGAUGCUCUCACCUCGCCACCUCUCAAGUCCGCGGAAGAAGAUCACAGUUCCGAAGGUGACCCCUCCGGGUGGGACAAAACGUGCCCCAAGGCGUCCGCCCUGUCCAAGCUCGACCUGUCUCCCGUCCUGAAGCGCGACCUGACCAAGCGCAUCAGCACCAAGACCAAGACGGGCGGCCACGAACCCAACCUCCACAGCGCCAGGCGCGUCCGCAACCUGAGCGAAUCGCGGCGGCCCGACAGCGAAAAGGACUCUGGACUCAAGCCGACUGUUCAACAGCUCAUAAACUCCUCUGGGUCUCGGCGGAAAGUCAACUGGGAUCAGGUGUACCAGGAGGUGCGCAAGAAGCAGGACAAGGGGAAAGGAAAGCCCAGGUUCGGUAUUGAAAUGGUACCAAACGAGGACCACAGCCAGGAGGAGGACGACAUGGCGAUGCUGGAAAACCUCCCUUGGGAGUCACUGAUGGAGACCUCUACCCCUGCCACAUCCCGCAAGCGCUCCCUCUCCGAGAGCAGUCUGGCUCCGGCAUCCGAGAGCUCGCUCCUCCCGUCCAAGGAGACGCCGCGGAAGUCUUCGAUCGCCAAGGAGACCGGUGGCCGGCCUGACGUGGAGAAGAUUUUGAACCUUGCUGUGGAGGAAGCUCAAAAGCAAGCAGAUAAGCUGAUGUUGGAGAAAGCCAAGGCUCUGCAGAGAACGGACUGCAUGCAAGGAGAAAACAGCUCUGGAGUCGAGCAGAUGGAGGGACACGGAACAGCGAAGAGGCGAAGAACACCGGGGGAUGUUCUGAGUCCAGAGGCUUCAGGUGUGGAACAAGAUACCAAAAGAAGGAAGACCAAAUCAAAAACAGCGGAUCGCUUACAGAUCGACCAGCUUCUGGCCGUGUCGCUGCGGGAGGAGGAGCUGAGUCGCUCACUACAGACGGUGGACACCAAACUGGUCCAAGCGCGGGCGGCACUGGAAGCCGCCUACAUGGAGGUGCAGAGAGUCAUGGUGGUCAAACAACAGAUUACCACAGAGAUGAGCACACUACGAGAAAAACGCAUUGAGUUAUUAAAAGGGAUGCAAGCCGGCAACACUGAAGUGGCAGAACUGCCACCGGUCCGACUGAAACAGGAGAAAACAGACCCCGCGGAACCAGAACUGGCCUCUGUGGCUCCGCUGUGCUCUCUUUCGAGCACUUCAGCUUCUGCUUGGAGUGCCUCACCGCCACCGUCGUUCUCAAGUGCCGUAACCAUCAAGCAGGAGCCACUGUCCCCCGUGCGCGUCAGCUGCGAGUCUGAACGUUCGGAGAAAGUAAAGUGCCACGAGCUAAUUGCUACUGCGGAAAUAAAGCCUGAGCCAUUGCAUGAAGCUGAAGGAGACGCCUGGAGUCUGUCAGGAUCGUUGGAGUCCACCGUAAAAGCCGUUCAGGCCACCAUUCUCCCUGACUCUAAAGCCGACAUGAAGCCGCCGUCGGCCAGCAGGAGGAGCUCCGAGACGGGCAGCCUCGCUGAGCGCCGCUCACCCUCUCCGGCAUUUGAGACCCCACGAGCGCCAAACGCCUCGCCCGGUUCGCCCUCGGAGUUGCGCGGCGGCAAGCGAGUGAGGAGGCUGAAGAAGAGGAAGGUGCUGGAAAAGGCUCAUGGCAGCGCGCUGCCAGAGAGCAGCGACACCGAGAUGGACGCCGAGGCCUCCAGACCCAGGUGGCUCCGGCCGCAGAGGAGGGCCAGCAGCGGCAGCGGUAGCACUCAGGUCAGCACAUCUACGCUACCACGAGUGGGCGAUGUGAAGAUGGAGAAAGAUGCCAAGCAUAUAAAACAGGAAGUGGCAGAAAAGAUGGAAGUGGCCGCAGACUGCCAGCAGUCCCUCGGGACCACCUUGUUUUCUCCUGAAGCUCACAUCCCGGAAUCGUCCAGAAACGAGCAACCGAGCCUGGCGUGCAAUGAGGUCACCUCUACCAGCGACAUGGACAUCUGUAAAUCAUCUGACAGCGACAUGUCAUUUCCAAAGAUAAGUUGGAGCCCUUCCUACACGUCGUCUGGCAUCUUCGAGGGCCACCAGGAGGCGGUGAACGACAUGCAGGUCCACGACGGGCUGCUGUACACGUGCUCAGGAGACCGCACAGUCAAAGCCUUCGACCUGUCGACUCGCAAGUGUGUUGCUGUCUUUUCCGGCCACACGUCCAAAGUGAGCUGCCUGCUGGUAUCGGCCGCCCCCUGCCUGCAGCCCCGUCUGUACUCGGGCUCCAGCGACCAGACCAUCCGCUGCUACAGUCUUAAGACCCAGGAAUUAGAGCAGCAAUUCAAUCUGGCAGAUCGGGUGCUGUGCCUUCACAACCGAUGGAAGUUCCUGUACGCCGGUCUGGCCAACGGCACUGUCGUUUCCUUCGAUCUUACGACUAACAGGCAACAGGACGUGUUCGAAUGCCACGCCCCUCGGGCCGUCAGCUGCCUGGCCUCGUCGCAGGAGAGCUCCCGGCGCAUCCUGCUGGUGGGCUCCUACGACAGCACCAUCAGCGUGCGUGACGCCAAGACGGGACUACUGCUGCGCACGCUGCAGGGACACGCCAAGACCGUCCUCUGCAUGAAGGUUGUGAACGACCUGGUGUUCAGCGGCUCCAGUGACCAGUGCGUCUAUGCACACAACAUCCACAGCGGCGAGCUGCUUCGCGUCUACAAGGGCCACAGUCACGCCGUCACUGUGGUAACGGUCGUUGGGAAGGUGAUGGUGACCGCCUGCCUGGACAAGCAGGUCCGUGUCUACGACCUACAGUCUCGGGAACAGCUGCAGGUGUACACCGGACAUUCGGACAUGGUGACGAGCAUGGUGGUGCACCAGAGCAAGAUCUACACUGGUUGCUACGACGGCAGCGUGCAGGCCGUCAAGCUCAACCUGACGCAGAAGUACCGUUGCAGGUGGCAUGGCUGCUCGCUGGUUUUUGGCGUCAUGGCGCACCUGCGGCAGCACGCGGUCGCCGACCACGCCGCCAACCAGCAGACGCUCCGAUGUCGCUGGAAGGACUGCGAGGAGGUUUUCUGCGCUCGCAAUGGCUCCAAGCAGGCGAAGCUCGCACACGUGCAGAAGCACGCCGACGAGGCCCAACCGGAGCCUUGAGUCCCCGCCCCCCACCUCCCAUCUCCCAUAUUGGGCGGAAGUUUGGGACCUUAGCGUUCCAUGUUGGAAUCCAACGUUUAAGUGUCUCCGUGUCCAUUUUUUCUACGUCCCCGGAACAGCGCGGUGGCAGCUGCGACAACCUCGCAUGCCGCCGCCGCUCUCCGUCUUUUUGCACUGACCAAAAACGAAGACCGUUCUAUUUGUUUUUUUUUUGUUUUUGACGAGGAAACGUCAGCGCCGCCGAGAGAGGGAACGCCGUGCUUCUGAAUCCUGCGGCCGCGGUGUAUGGCAUGGGAAUGUUUUUAUUGUAGUGACGUGUCUUUGUGAGCAACGCCAUCAUGUUUUUAUUUAUUUUUUACAUUUGAGUUAAAAAUGGCUGUUAUUACUUUGAAGUGGGUGACUGGCCAGGUUGCGUCUCAUCAGCAUAACAGCAUAGUUUGUUUUUUUUAAUUUUAUUUUUGGUACCACUUCACAGUAAUUAUUUUUAAACUACUUUGUUAACAGUUUAUAAAGUUAUAAUAAUCUAUAAUGCCUUUAAAAGAGUUACAGCCAUCUUGCCAAAUAAUGAGCCCACAGUUAGCAACUCAACUAUGCUCAACUAUGAAUAAAGGACACUAGCUUUGUUUAAAGAAGGGUUUAUAAAUUGGUCGUUAGCUACUUUGUUUAUAACCUCCAAUGAAUCGUUGAAUAAGAGUGACAUUCAUCUAGCCAAAUAGCGAGCCCACAUUUCGCUAUCCUAAUUAAUUUUGAAUGAAGAGUUCUAGCUCUUGAGAAUUUAUGAAGAGUUUAUGAAGUACAGGUACAUCCCAAUAAAUUAGUAUGAAAAGCUUAAUAUUGUUAGGGAGUUCAAUUCAAAAAGUGAAGCUCAUAGAGAUGCACUGCAGACACUCAGAUUGAAAUAUUUAAUGAUUUUUUUUUUAAUGUAAAGAUAUAAUUGAGAUGAUUAUACUUUACAGCAAACCACUAUCUCGAGAAAAUUGAUUACGUAACAAUCAAGAAACAAUGACAAUGAUUUUUAAUGUAGAAAUUAGGCAGAAAUUAGCCCUCUGAAAAAGUGUUUAAUGAAUCUAUAUAAUGUAUAAAUACUGAAAUAAAUACUUUACCAUAUUCUAAUUUAUUGAGAUGUACCUGUGCCUUGUUUAUAACGCCCUAAUAACCUCCUACAAAUCCUUGAAGAGCAACUGAAAGUGAGCCGCAUUUAGCUGCAGUGCUUAACGCUGAAAGAAUGGUAAUAGCUGUUAAUUAAUGGUUUAUAAUUGGUCUAUAGCAUGGUUAUUAGCCUGUUUAUAAACCCUUAAUGGAAAGUGGUGUCUUUAUUUCCUUACAGGUGUUUGGUUUUUUUUGGUCGUUGCUCAGGUUUUUUUUUUUUUUUUUUUUUUUUUUUUUUUUAAAGGACAUUUUAGGGGUUUUGGUGCAGUGUCGUGUGGCCGUUUGUCAUUUUUUGCAGUGAAAAUGAAAGGUGUUGGCGUGAAAUGCACGUGUGAACGUCUCGAGAUGUCAACACGGCCAAAUAGGACAUCUCUUUGAAAAUGUGAAAUUUUUGAGCUGACUUUAUAAUAGGAUUCUAGCUGUUUUGUUAUCGAUGGCAGAGGGUGGGAUACAUUGCGGCCGUGCAUUUUUCUUACUUCUAAUUUAUUCAUAGAGUAGCGUUGGGGUAAGAAGAGGAGGUGACGACGCAUGUGUAGAGGAGGUGUUUGAUGGAGCAGCAGGAAGAAAUUAGGGAUUAUCUCCCAUGCCAUACCCCCAACUCCCACAUCUCAUAAAACAAAAUAAAAACAAAAUUCAGAUAAAUUUUAACCUCUCGGUCGCCCUCGUCGGCAUACGUUCUUUACGAUGUUUUCAUCUGAAGUCAGAAGGAAGCAAAACAUGGCGUUCACCUCCGGCCUGGCAACACUGACUUUGUUUCAACUGCUUCAAUCAUGUUACCUGAUUUCGUUUUUUUUUUAACUGUUCAAAGACAAAUAAUAAUAAAAAAUAAUUUGCAACACUA